GACACGACAAAAAAGCUCCAAGCUUGAAGAGAAGAAACAAAGUUUGGAGAUCCUUAGGGUUUACUCGGUCAAUCUCGCAUGUGAAGACCAUUGGAGAUAUGUGCAGAGGAGCAAAAGACUUUUCUUGAUGGGGAGAAGGGGAUAUCGCAUGAAUGGGUAGGCAUCAGCUUGGCACGGAGUUUGACGAAGCCCCCCUUCACCAGCGGCCUAUGAAAGAAGUCCACAAUAAGGCGAAAAGGUUGACGGUAGAGAGAGAAAGAGGAGGAAAACGUGGCCCGGAAGUGUACACUUCGUUGCAUCCCUUUUGGCCUUCGUCUGUUCCCCAACUCUGCGCGAGGUUGGGACAAAAAGCGCCCCUUUCUGCUCCCCAAAAGCUAGAUAAAAGAUCGAUCGAGAGAGAGAGAGAGAGAGAGUUCAUGGAAUAGGAGUCGAGCUCCAGCUUCCUUCGCAGUGCUUGUCCUUCGUGUCGUGGCUUAAGGCCGCUCGAUGAAGGGGAGCCACGAGCACGGCCGGAGCAGCGGCUGGUCGUCGAAGGGCAGCGCGAGGGAGAACGCCGAAGAGGACGAGGACGAGGUGUACGUGGCGGUGGUGAAGGAUGUGAAGGAGGGGAAGGCCAACUUCCUGUGGCUGCUCCACAACACCCCCGAGGACAAAAAGGUGGUCGUCGUUCACGUCCACCGCCCGGCCCAGAAGAUCCCCACCGAUACCGAGCUCUUCCUUCCUCUCUCGAUUGCAGCGUUGGGUUGGAUUCCUGCGUCCCAUCUACAGGAGGAAGAGGUUGCAGCAUACAGAAGCAUUGAGAGAGCCAACAUGCACGGAUGUUUAGACGAGUACAUGACUUUGUGUUCCCGUGUAAAGGUGAAAAGAGCAGGAAAACUCGUGAUCGAGAAAGACAAUGUCAGAAAAGGACUAGUGGAGCUCGUGGCUCAGCGUGGAAUCACCCAACUUGUUAUGGGCGCAGCAGCAGACAAAUAUUAUUCGAGGCGAAUGAAGGGUCCGAGGUCGAAGACAGCUCUGGCCGUGCAGCAGCAGGCUGAUCCAUCAUGCAAGAUCUGGUUUGUCUGCAAAGGGAACCUCAUCUGCACCAGGGAUGCCUGUGUUGAUGAAGUAGUCGCAGCUCACAAGCCCACGUCAAGAUCUGCCGAUUGCUCCCCACACUCACAGGUGGCCAUGGCGGCUUGGCCUGGUGAAGGACCGGCGGGAUCAUCGACCUCAGGGAGCGGAGAGAGCAGCGUUAAUGAUACGUGGGAUGUUGCGUCGAGGGCUUCGGACCACUCUCUCCACGGAAACAUGGCUUCGUCGCCGGAAGUGCCGCCGGAAGCGGACAGAGAUGAUGGAUCGCUCGUUCUACGGACACUUCCUGCACCUGGAGAAGUCCCUCAGUUCCAAUCUCCACAACGUUACCUGGUACACAUCUCUCUCUCUCUCUCUCUCUCUCUCUCUCUCUCUCUCUCUCACUCUCUCACACACACACACAUACGCUCACAUACACACUCACAAUUCGUCAUAUCUGUGUUGCAGGAGGAUCUUGGUGUCGAUGGUGCCAUGUACGAACGGCUGGAAGCUGCGCUGAAGGAAGCGGAUAACACGAAACGUGAAGCUUAUGAAGAGCUCCACAAGCGUCAGAUAGCUGAGAAGGACCUGAGCGAGGCUGCGAGGAAGGUCGACGUCGCCGAGACUGCAUACAACAAAGAGGUGAGACAAAGGAAAGAAAUCGAAGAAGCGGUAGCAAAAGAUGAGAUGCAACUGUCAGCACUGAGAAAACAGCGAGAUGAGGUCAAUGAAGAACUCCAGCAAGCACGUCAGAAGAUGGCAGCGCUGGAACUCCAAAUAUCUGAUUCUGACCAAAUUCUCAAGGAUAUCAAAGCCAAAUUGCCCGAGGCAUACAGCCACCUCAAUUCGAUCCGAGGAGAGCAUGAGCUGUCGCAGCAGGAGCGAGUGCAUCAGAAGAAAGAAGAAGCAACAACCAGCACUCGUGGAGCAGAACACUUCUCUGAGUUCUCCCUUUCGGAGCUGGAACAAGCAACAGAAAACUUCCAGGAGGCAUCAAAGAUCGGCGAAGGUGGAUACGGAUGUGUAUAUAAAGGCUCCCUUCGCCAUACGACAGUGGCAAUAAAGAGGUUGAAUCCACAAGGCAUGCAAAGAACAGCAGAAUUCCGGCGAGAGAUUGAUAUUUUAAGUAGAGUAAGGCAUCCAAACCUUGUCACUCUCAUAGGAGCAUGCCCAGAAGCCAGAGCUCUCGUUUACGAGUAUCUUCCUAGUGGAAGCUUGGAAGACCACCUUACUCGCAAGCUCACCUGGCAGGUCCGCAUCCGCAUUGCAGCUGAAAUAUGCUCCGCUCUCGUCUUCCUCCACUCCCGUAAACCCCUUAGUGUGGUCCAUGGUGAUCUUAAGCCUGUAAACAUUCUUCUCGAUUCAAACUUUGUGAGCAAGAUUAGUGACUUGGGCAUGAACCGACUGCUUGUCCGGUCCAUUGGCAGCAGCACCCUCUACCACUGCAUGCAUCUGCGCAAGGGAACAUUUGCUUACAUGGACCCUGAAUUGCUCUCAUCCGGAGAAAUCACAGCAAAAUCUGAUGUGUACUCCUUCGGAGUCAUACUUCUGCAACUUCUAACGGGAAGGGCAGCAUUUGGCGUAAGCAAAGUAGUAAAAGAGGCAUUGGAUAUGAAAUGCUUGGAGAGGGUACUUGAUGCUUCUGCAGGGGACUGGCCAUAUGUGCAGGCAGAGAAGUUGGCAAAACUGGGGUUGAAAUGCUGUGACAUGAACAGGAGGAACCGGCCAGAUGCAAAAGAGGCAUGGAAAAUGCUUCAGCCCUUGAUGAAGUCCAUCUCAUUUGCCAGGUUAUCGCCUUCAUCGAUUGUGUUAGCUCCAGAGUACAGCAGGUGCAUUCCAUCAUACUUCAUCUGUCCAAUAUUUAAGGAGCUUAUGAGGGAUCCACAAAUAGCAGCAGAUGGUUUCACUUACGAAGGUGAGGCCAUUAAAGGAUGGCUUAGCAGCGGCAAUAAGACAUCACCCAUGACUAACCUCAGGCUAUCCGAUUGUGAGCUACUCCCCAAUCAUGCCCUUCGUUCUGCAAUUCAUGGAUGGCUUCAACAUCAAAAUUGAUAUGAUUUCAGGAAUAAAGAAAGGAAAUAGCUGUGUCAAUUGGACGACUGUGUAAGUUCAUAGAGAGAGAGAGAGAAAAAAAGUUUAUUACCAGUACAUGGAAUGUACAUUUGUAUCCAUUGAGUUGCAUAAAUCUUGGUCUUGGAUUUAAGACAAAGAGGCAUGUAUAGGACUUUUGCUUUUCAUACGAACGCUGUCCUUCUCUCCUAA
Messenger RNA from Musa acuminata AAA Group (dessert banana), 3315 nucleotides. RefSeq names its product U-box domain-containing protein 33-like. Gene Ontology annotation, molecular function: protein kinase activity; ATP binding; ubiquitin-protein transferase activity. Bases 487 to 3105 code for a protein of 872 amino acids. The record is from RefSeq and is a predicted model, not a curated record. The transcript is spliced from 8 exons. Lineage: Eukaryota; Viridiplantae; Streptophyta; Magnoliopsida; Zingiberales; Musaceae. Gene Ontology annotation, biological process: protein ubiquitination; protein phosphorylation.